This is a messenger RNA of Verticillium dahliae VdLs.17, 921 nucleotides long. RefSeq lists its product as uncharacterized. Gene Ontology annotation, molecular function: protein folding chaperone. NCBI's taxonomy places the organism in Eukaryota, Fungi, Ascomycota, Sordariomycetes, Glomerellales, Plectosphaerellaceae. The transcript is spliced from 3 exons. The coding region runs from base 196 to 558 and encodes 120 amino acids. Gene Ontology annotation, cellular component: prefoldin complex; cytoplasm. Gene Ontology annotation, biological process: protein folding. The record is from RefSeq and is a predicted model, not a curated record.
ACCCAUGUUGCCUACAUCGCCUGUAACAACGAACUCGCACCAACACUUCGACAACCACUGGACAGCGCACGCUACAGAGAGCACGGCUCGUACCGUCUACUUUGAACCUACGACUGAGCGAACUUGACUGCACAGUCAACUGACUCGCCUAGCAACCGAUUUGAGCUGCGCAACCUGCUUACAGGGCUUCUCAUCAUGUCGAUUCCUAACCAGGCUCUGGAGAAGUUGAUGAGGGAGAUCGAGGGCCAGGCGAUUGCAGCUCAACAACAGAUUGGACAGGCGCGGUCGCAGACGGCCUCCAAGCAGCGUGAAAUGCGCAUGCUGCGUUUGACCUUGGACGAGGUAUCCGGGCUCCCGAGAGGGUCCAAGGUGUUCGAGGGAGUUGGCAAAAUGUUCGUUGCGCUACCUACGCCAAAGCUCACAGAGAAACUGGACACUCAGAUCAAAGAUAAGGAAAACGAGGUGGAAAAGCUUGGACAGAAACUGCAUUAUCUUGAGACGACUUUCAAGAACAGCCGACAAGCGAUUGAUCAGAUGCUCAAGUCCCAGGGUGCCUGAAGGGGGAGACGGAUGGGUUUUUGGGCACUGGAUCAACAUGGUUGCACAGCUUACCUUAUCCACCCACAACCCAACCCAUUUCAAAAGACAGCCCGGACGAGGACACAAGUGCACCGGCGUGAGACGCCUCGCCAGCCAUUCCUGUGAUCGGCGUCUUGCCCAUGUUCUUCGCUCAGAGAGGAUUCUGGUACCGGGUAUUGUCAAUAUUCUGCGUCCAUGACGUCUCUGUUGCGAUCCUAUAUGUUUGCCAGAGCUCACCUAGAUGGGUAGAUGUAGCCAUCGCUCCGGCUCUGAUACACAGCUUUUGCUCUCCAGUAUCGUGCGUUAAACAGAAUGCCAGUCCGGCCCAGGCAAUGUACUAUU